AUAAAAAUCAUCUUUCAAUUCAUUCACUCUUCCUCUCCGUUUCUCGUGACUCUCUCUCUCUUUCUCUUUCUCUUUCAGACCCACAAAUCUAUUUUUCCCACCAAAAAAACCCUUCAGAAAAAGAAACCCCUUUUUCCAUUUCUCUCUUCUAAUCUCAUUUUCCUUCUUCUUUUUCUUCUUCCUUUUCAUCAAUUUCAUCUGGGUAUCGAUGUUUCCUCCAUUGCUCCUUCAGGUUUUCUUGUAAUGCUUCUAUUUCUUGUUUUUGUUGUUUGUUUGCCUUUUUGGGUUUUGGCUCUUCUUCCUUCGUUUCUUUGAGUUUUUGGGUUUGUUUUUGCCUUUUCUGACAUUUUUGGGGUUUCUGUGUUUUCUUGUCUGGAAUGUUCUUGGGAUUACUCUGUUUUCAUAGAUUGGUUUGUUGUUGGGCUUUAACUUUAUUUUAUUUUAUUUUUAUUUUUUUCCCUUUUUCUGUGGGAUUGAAAUGAAAUGAAGCUUCCCUUUGAUGGGUUUUGUUAGAAAUUCUCUGUUUGCUGAAGUGGUUAAUGUGGUGGGAAAGUUGAUUUUUGCUUUCGUUUGCUUUUGGUCUAUAAUGGGUUUUUGCCAUGCAAUGUGUUUCUCAUAGAGGAAGAGAAAAAGGAAGAGGAAGAUCUGGUUUGGCAGCUUCAAAAUCAAAAGGGGUUUUUGUUGGAACAUUUUAAUCUUUAUGGCUUUUUUGUGUUGUCAUUUCUCCAUUUUUCUUGUUGUUGGGCUUCUUUCAAAUUCCCAGUUUUUGAGAGCUGAGCUUGAUGAUCAAAUCACCAUGUCCACCAUUAAAGAGGAGCUUCAAGUUCCUGGGUGGAGCUCAAAUAUCUCUGAGUACUGCUCUUGGAAAGGUGUUCAUUGUGGUUUGAAUCACUCCAUGGUUGAAACUCUUGAUCUUUCUGGUCAUUCUCUUAGAGGUAAUUUAACUCUGAUUUCUCAGCUCAAAGCUCUGAAAUGGCUUGACAUAUCCUACAAUGACUUCCAUGGCGAGAUUCUGUCGAGUUUUGCAAGCUUACCAGAGCUCGAAUUCCUUGAUUUGUCUGUGAAUAAGUUUGAUGGUUCGAUCCCGCCUCAGUUUGGUGGUCUCAAGAACCUGAAAUCAUUGAACCUCUCCAAUAAUCUGUUGGUGGGAGAAAUUCCAGAUGAGCUUCAAGGCUUAGAGAAGUUGCAAGAUUUUCAAAUUUCUAGCAACAGGUUGAGUGGUUCAAUUCCAAACUGGGUUGGAAAUUUGAGUCAUCUAAGAGUUUUUACAGCCUAUGAGAAUGACUUUGGUGGUGUAAUUCCUGACAAUCUUGGUUCAGUUUCUGAACUUCAAGUGUUGAAUCUGCAUACCAACAGGCUUGAAGGCUCAAUUCCUCGAAGCAUUUUUGCUUCAGGGAAGCUUGAGAUUUUGGUUCUUACACAAAACAGAUUGACUGGCAAUCUUCCUAAAGAGAUUGGGAACUGCAAAAGGCUUACUAGCGUCCGAGUCGGGAACAAUAAUCUUGUUGGUGUGAUUCCUCCAGCCAUUGGAAAUGUUACUAGCCUUGCUUACUUUGAAGUGGAUAACAAUCACCUUUCGGGUGAUAUAGCAUCUCAGUUUUCACGGUGCUCUAACCUUACUCUGCUGAAUCUAGCCUCGAACGGGUUCACUGGGGUGAUUCCUCCUGAACUAGGAGAGCUAAUGAAUCUGCAGGAGCUUAUUCUUUCUGGUAAUAGCCUGUAUGGUGACAUUCCAAGAUCGAUGCUCAGUUGCAAGAAUCUCAACAAGCUUGAUUUAAGCAGCAAUAGAUUUAAUGGUACUAUUCCUUCAGAUAUCUGCAAUAUAUCAAGAUUGCAAUACUUGCUUUUGGAACAGAAUUCAAUAAAAGGAGAGAUACCUAAUGACAUUGGAAAAUGUACAAAGCUUCUUGACCUGCGACUCGGUAGUAACUAUCUGACUGGAAGCAUCCCUUCCGAGAUUGGUCGUAUUAAGAACUUACAGAUAGCUUUGAACUUGAGCUUCAACCAUCUAAAUGGACCAGUGCCUCCUGAGUUGGGGAAACUUGAUAAACUGGUUUCGUUAGAUUUAUCGAACAAUCAUCUUUCGGGCGAUAUCCCUUCUGAGCUCAAGGGCAUGUUAAGCUUGAUCGAGGUGAAUUUUUCAAAUAAUCUGUUUACUGGUUCUAUUCCAUUUUUUGUUCCAUUCCAGAAAAGUGCAAAUUCCAGUUUUCUGGGGAACGAAGGCCUUUGCGGGGCACCACUAAGCAUUUUGUGUAAGAAUUCGAUUGGUAUCAAUCAAGAUUACCAUCACAAGGUUUCAUACAAGAUCAUACUGGCUGUCAUUGGUUCUGGGCUGGCAGUUUUUGUAUCGGUUACUAUAGUUGUCUUACUUUUUGUGAUGAAAGAAAAGCAGGAAAAAGCAGCAAAAUCUUCUGGGACUGCAGAUGAUGAAAAGAUCAAUGAUCAACCACCGAUAAUAGCAGGAAAUGUCUUCGACAACAAUCUUCGACAGGAAAUAGAUCUCGAUGUAGUUGUGAAAGCAACUUUGAAGGAUUCAAACAAGCUCAUCUUUGGCACUUUUAGUAGUGUUUAUAAGGCGGUUAUGCCUUCGGGUAUGAUCGUAUCAGUUAAGAGACUAAAAUCCAUGGAUAAGACAAUCAUUCAUCAUCAAAGCAAGAUGAUUAGAGAACUUGAAAGGCUUGGCAAACUGAACCAUGCUAAUCUUUUGCAACUCAUUGGAUAUGUAAUAUAUGAAGAUGUGGCUCUGUUGCUUCAUAAUUACUUACCCAAUGGGACAUUGGCUCAGCUUCUUCAUGAAUCCACAAAACAACCUGAAUAUGAACCUGAUUGGCCCACAAGAUUUUCCAUUGCCAUUGGAGCAGCAGAAGGGCUUGCUUUCCUUCAUCAUUUGGCCAUAAUCCAUCUUGAUAUUUCAUCAUCUAAUGUUCUUUUAGAUGCCAACUUCAAACCUUUGGUUGGAGAAGUUGAGAUCUCAAAACUUUUAGAUCCAUCAAGAGGAACUGCAAGUAUUAGUGCAGUUGCAGGUUCAUUUGGCUACAUUCCACCAGAAUAUGCAUACACAAUGCAAGUUACGGCCCCAGGAAACGUUUAUAGCUACGGUGUCAUCUUGCUUGAGAUCCUCACUACCAGACUGCCAGUUGAUGAGGAAUUUGGUGAAGGAGUAGAUUUGGUGAAGUGGGUGCAUAGUGCUCCUUCGAGGGGUGAAACUCCUGAACAGAUACUCGAUUCCCGGCUGAGCACGGUGUCGUUUGGCUGGAGGAAGGAGAUGCUUGCAGCACUUAAGAUUGCAUUGCUUUGUACUGAUAGCAUACCAGCCAAGAGGCCAAAAAUGAAGAAGGUGGUGGAAAUGCUUAUGGAGAUCAAGCAAAAUUGAUGGGCUCCUGACUUUCCCGAGUUUUUGAUGUUGUGAAUUUUUUCGAGGAACGCCAUGCUUGAUGCGAGAUAAAUGAUUCGGAAUGGAGGUUGAAUUCGAGUACUUCAAACUAAUGCAAUUGUUUUAAUGAAGGCGGGAAUGAGUGUCCAUACAUAAUUGUAUAGUCUGGUUGUUGUUUUCUGAUCAUCAACCAACCGGAUUUGUGACAAAAGAAAGUAUAUUACAUAAUGGUUGAUGUGUAAUCUCUUCUUUGAGUUGAAUACAGAUAGUUGUGAGUUGCUCUAAUGAGAUUGAGAGACUUGUGCAAUGAAGUAAAGUUGAAAAGGAAGGCACAACA
Benincasa hispida (wax gourd) is the source of this 3710-nucleotide messenger RNA. Its product is annotated as Leucine-rich repeat protein kinase family protein. Lineage: Eukaryota; Viridiplantae; Streptophyta; Magnoliopsida; Cucurbitales; Cucurbitaceae. Gene Ontology annotation, molecular function: protein binding; protein kinase activity; ATP binding. Gene Ontology annotation, biological process: protein phosphorylation. The record is from RefSeq and is a predicted model, not a curated record.